Messenger RNA from Lagopus leucura (white-tailed ptarmigan), 2203 nucleotides. RefSeq names its product RH-like protein. Gene Ontology annotation, biological process: ammonium homeostasis; ammonium transmembrane transport. Bases 50 to 1387 code for a protein of 445 amino acids. Gene Ontology annotation, molecular function: ammonium channel activity. The transcript has 10 exons. The record is from RefSeq and is a predicted model, not a curated record. Gene Ontology annotation, cellular component: plasma membrane. Lineage: Eukaryota; Metazoa; Chordata; Aves; Galliformes; Phasianidae.
GCUAAGCUUGGGCUCCUGACGUGCACCAGAUAAGGAACAUUCGUUGCCGAUGCCUCUCGGGUUUUUUAUCUCUCUUUUAUUCCCCCUCCCCCUCCUUAACUGUUGGUUUGAGGUGACACAAACAUUGUUUAUAGAAGAAGUAUUAAGGUGUUUGUGCCUAAGUAUCAUCUGGUGCACAAUGCCUUCUACUUACCUCAGCUUCCGAUGCAGCGUGCCGUGGCUGAUCCUUUCUCUGGAAGCUGUCUUCAUCGUCCUCAUUUAUUUUCUGUUCUCAGACCAGUAUGCAUUGCUUUACUACACAGAUUUGCAGGAUGUCAGCCACAUGCUCAUUUUUGGAUUUGGCUUUUUCCUGACGUUUCUGAAACGAUACGGGUUCAGCAGUGUGGGAUUCAACCUCCUGAUCAUCGUGCUUGGUGUCCAGUGCUCCAUUCUGAUGGAAAAUGUAUCAGUUUUCCCGACAGAAAGAACAGUGGAAGAUGUGUUCAGAAUAACGGGAGCUGCUAUGAGCGUGGUUGCUGUGGUCAUCUCCAUUGGAGCUGUUCUUGGGAAGAUCAAUCCCAUGCAGUCCAUCGUGAUGACAGUUGUGGAGAUAAUAGUUUUCCGUAUGAGCAGAUGGAUCAACAUGCACGUCCUGAAGGUUUCAUACCAUGUAUGCAUGAUGCACGUUCACCUGUUUGGGGCAUACUUUGGUCUGGCUGUCUCCUCACGUUUCCCUGAGCCAUCACUAAGGGCUGAGAAGAAUGGAAGUACUUCAAAAUCGGACUUACUGUCAAUGUUGGGCACUCUCUUUCUGUGGGUGUUCUGGCCAAGCUUCAAUUCUGUACUGGCUUCAGAAAAGAAUAAAUUGAUCUUUAACACCUACUUAGCACUUGCAGUGAGUGCUGUGACUGCCUUUGCGUUGUCUGGUCUGAUCACAAAGGAUGGAAAAUUCAGGAUGACUCAUAUCCACAGUGCAGCGCUGGCUGGUGGGGUUGCUAUUGGUUAUGCAGCAGACAUUAUCGAGUAUCCCUGGAUUGCAAUGAUUUUGGGUCUCCUUGCUGGUGUGAUAAGCACGCUAGGAUCUUUCUGUUUACAGGGUUGCUUGAACCCUACUCUCAAGAUUCAUGAUGCAUCUGGGGUUCAUUUCACGUUUGGUUUGCCUGCUGUGUUUGGAGCUCUUGCCCGAGUUCUUUUCUGUGUGCUGGAAAUCCAGACUAAAUCACCAAGCAUUGGCCACGAGGUCGCAAUGAGCAUCGGUGCCUUCUGCUUCACCAUCAGUGCUGCCCUGAUAACGGGUCUGAUUACAGGUUUAAUCCUAAACCUCAAACUGUUGAAGCCCAUCCCUGUCUCCAAGUAUUUUGAAGACCAGGUGUACUGGGAGUUUCCUCAUCUGGCUGUUGGAUUUUGAAUGGAUGAACCUCAAUGGAAAACUUGACCAAGAUCCGUAUUUGUCAUUAGAGAAAAUGAGUAGCUAUGAUGAAACAGCACUUAAUUAUUAGCACACUUACAAAAGCCUUCCCAAUGGACACAUGAAGAAUCUGCAACAAAACGUUCAUUAUUUCUGAACAAUCAGCACAUAUAUUCACAGAUGGAGAAUUACAACAUGUUUUCUUUUCUGUUUUGAUCAUUUUACCUUAAAUAUUUUUGUGGGACGUGUACAGAAAGAUGCUGUCGUGGCUUAUCCAUUAAAAUGCUUGAAGCUUUUAAAGCUGUAUUUAGUUCUGAAGUUUAAAAGUCCCAAUCUGUGCAGCACGCAUUUAUUCUGAUCUAGUGAAGUGCUGAAGUUCCUGUUUGUAAGUUCAAUAAGUUCUGCUGAAGGCCCUGUUUUGAUGGCUGAGCCAGAACUCCACACUGUGCCAGGCUGAAAUCGUGUCACCAGAUAAAUCUGCUCGUGGCUCAGCCAAGAUUUGGAAGAUCUGAUGGCAAGAAAUGACGAGCAGAACUUGGGUUUGUGCUGGGGGGUGGCCAGCCUGGAAGAUCUGGAAACGAUUCCUUAAACACUGCCAGCUAAAGGCCUUACCUUGAUUUGAAUGAAUGGAAGGAGAUAUUGCUUGUAGAGUGCUCCUACCUGCAGGGCUCUGUGCACAAGGCACGGCCUGCUCAGUCAGGGGAUGCAGUGCAGCCGUGUUUGUAAGUGCAUGGUGCUCCUCAGCUUUUUCUUCAUUUCAAAAUAGUUGACGUUUUUUCCUUUAACUGCUUACAUAAUUAAAGAAGUGGAACCUUG